UUCUCCUACUAUCAGCGGUUCCCUCAUUCAGGCCUUCUGUCCUUUAUUGACUUCAUAAUCAAUCUAUACUUUUCCUUCUUACCGUCUGACUAUUUCGGUCGUUAUCAUCAACCAAAAUGUCUCAAUUCAAGAUCCCAGUCGACCUCAUCACCUCUCGCUUCGGCGACCGCUUCCAGAGCAUGCGCAAUACAUCGAUCAGCUCGCGCUUUGCCAACCUCAAACCUAUUUCCGAGUUCCUCGACAUUAAGCGUAUCUCCAAGCCAGCAGACUUUAGUGAAGUGCAGAGCCGCGUCAACUACAAUCUCUCCUACUUCUCCAGCAACUAUUUUGUCGUCUUCCUCAUGCUGAGCAUCUACGGUUUACUUACCAACCCCGUUCUUUUGUUCGUGAUUAUCUUGGUCGCUGGUGGAAUGUACGGUAUUGGCAAACUAGACGGCCGCGAUCUUGACGUCGGAUUCUUUCGCGCAAGUACCUCUCAGCUGUACACCACUUUGCUUAUCAUUGCUGUUCCUCUCGGUCUCUGGGCAUCGCCUAUUGCGUUCGCCCUUUGGUUGAUUGGUGCUACUGGCGUGACCACUCUCGAAUGCUUUUUCCGAGGAGGCGGUCUAGGUGGUCGGCCGCGAACUCCUUACGAUAUGCCCCGAUGGGGAAGACCACCAGGGGUAUGGCAGGGGAAUCAGACGCGAAGGAGAGCUACACAGUGGGAGGAUUUCAAUGGUGUACGUUUCGAGGAGAUUUACAGUGACGUGGAUGAUGGUUAUAAUGAAUUGAAGUUUGGGGAUGGAUCGUGGCGGCGCAUCGAGAAGGGAGGCAAGGCAAGCACGCGCGAGUUACGGCUGGGGAGUAAUGGGUAUGACUACGAGAGUGAGGUAUCGGACGGCGCUGAAUAUGAUUUGGAUGACGACGCGGACAGUACUGUGGCGUAUGCAGUACAACUCGCGAUGCGGGAUAAGGAAGAGAUGCUGGUCGAAAAGGCUUUGGAGAGGAUAAGGCGUGCUCAAAUGCUUGGGAAAAAGAACGUUCGGCUUUCUCAAGAAGAGUUAGAUGCAUUGGAACGAAGACGAAAGGGAACGACAAACAGGAAAUCGACAGCCACAGUCGCUGUUAGUUCCACUGGCCGUGUACCUUCAGUCAACGAUAGGCGACCGAAGAGCAGAGAUUCCGUUUAUUCGGUUUCAAAGGGUUCACCCAGGACAAGUGGUGCAUCUGAACGGCGACGAAGCUCACAAAGCCAAUAUUCACCAAUUGAGUUCUCUGGGGUAUCUCUACGUUCUAGUGGCAUCCAUGCAUCCUUGAACAAUAGUCCGACAAGCUCGUCAUCUCGGCCAAGGACCCCAACUAUGCAAUCUUUACGCCCGCAGCCUUCUGGCAACUCGCCCAUGAUGCAUCAAGCUACUUAUAUGCAGCGAUACCCGUCAGAGCGCGGACCUACUUCCUCUCGUGCCCUACCUGAUGAUCCGCAAUGGGCGCCUCGACAACGCUCUCAGUCUAAUGUAUUGCCGUAUCCGUAUGACCAUCCCGCUUAUGUACAACAGCCGUACGGUGCUAUCCCUAUUGACCCGCGAUACGCCAACUUGCCGAACCGUCGACCGGUUACUUCAGACCCUUCAUUUUCGAAUGCUAACUAUGCAUCUACAAGUCAAAACAUUCCUCGUCGAGAACCAGCUAAUCCUACUGGUCGUCGUAUUCCCGAUGAAGUUUCCGAAGACGAACCCAGUGAGGAUGAGGACAGUGAAGAAGAAGAUGACGACGACGAUGAUGAUGAUGACGACAAAGAUGAGGGAGUCAAAGUUACACAGCCACCCGCUGUUCGUGCAUACGGAGGGCGAACAGCAGUGGCUGGCGGCGGUUCGAGAGGAAACCGCGAAACUCGUCGCCGGCGUGGUCGGUAA
Messenger RNA from Talaromyces stipitatus ATCC 10500, 1892 nucleotides. Its product is annotated as COPII vesicles protein Yip3, putative. The record is from RefSeq and is a predicted model, not a curated record. Bases 117 to 1892 code for a protein of 591 amino acids. Lineage: Eukaryota; Fungi; Ascomycota; Eurotiomycetes; Eurotiales; Trichocomaceae. The transcript has 2 exons. Gene Ontology annotation, cellular component: Golgi apparatus.